Messenger RNA from Morus notabilis, 1730 nucleotides. RefSeq lists its product as uncharacterized. Gene Ontology annotation, molecular function: 5'-tyrosyl-DNA phosphodiesterase activity; single-stranded DNA binding. The coding region runs from base 50 to 1420 and encodes 456 amino acids. NCBI's taxonomy places the organism in Eukaryota, Viridiplantae, Streptophyta, Magnoliopsida, Rosales, Moraceae. The transcript is spliced from 4 exons. Gene Ontology annotation, biological process: double-strand break repair. Gene Ontology annotation, cellular component: cytoplasm; PML body. The record is from RefSeq and is a predicted model, not a curated record.
UUUUGUGACCAUAUGACUCAAAAUACAUAUUGGUAAUGAAUUUAUUCAAAUGCCCAUUUCCUUUACCAAAACCUUCCUUCUUCAAUACCAUUUUCACAUUGUAAACCCUAGGAGGACUCGCAUUUCUCUACUGUCCGUACCAAUGUCUUGGGCCUGCAAAGCUUGCACUUUCCUCAACCCCCCAUCUCAGAAAUCCGUUUGCCAGAUCUGUUCAUCGCCAUCAUCUCCAUCUUCUACUUCUUCAUCUUCUUCUUCUUCGAUCCCAAAAUGGUCGUGCAAAGCCUGCACUUUCCUGAAUCCCUACAACAUGACCAACUGCGACAUCUGCGACACCAGAGCCCCGGUCUCCUCCCUCUCCAGCUUCGAGGAUUUGAACGACACUGAUCUCGACGCCCACCUCGAUUCUUCCAUUGGCUCUGUUUUCUUGCCCUUGCAGCCUUGCAAGAGGACGAGGAUUUCGGACCCGGUUCGACCCGAGCCGGCCAAACCGAGUUCUCCGGAUUUGGGCGGUGGGUUUCAGGCUGUUAAGCUCAAAGCCUCCGAUAAGCCGGCGACUGUGUCCGGUGGGUUGGAACUUGAGGAGUCUGGUUCUGCUAAGGGUCUAAACAAGUUGAAGAUUUUGAGCUACAAUGUUUGGUUCAGAGAAGACUUGGAACUGCAGAAGAGAAUGAAAGCUCUUGGUGACCUUAUUGAACUGCAUUCCCCUGAAGUCAUAUGCUUUCAGGAGGUUACCCCCAAUAUAUACAAGAUCUUUCAGCAAUCUAGUUGGUGGAGAGCGUAUGAUUGCUCUGUUCCUAUGCAAAUGGCUCUUUCAAGGCCAUACUUUUGCAUGCAGUUAAGCAAACUGCCAGUGAAAUCAUUCAGCUGUAGGCCCUUUGGCAAUUCUAUUAUGGGAAGAGAACUUUGUGUUGCUGAAAUUGAAGUCCAGAAGGGCAAGCCCUUGCUUGUUGCCACUAGCCAUCUUGAAAGCCCCUGCCCGGGUCCUCCAACAUGGGACCAGAUGUUUAGCAAGGAACGCGUGGAGCAGGCGACAGAGGCUCUCAGCUUUCUCAAGAAGAACCAAAAUGUGGUUUUCGGUGGUGACAUGAAUUGGGAUGACAAGUUGGACGGUCAGUUUCCUUUACCAGAUGGAUGGAGUGAUGCUUGGGCAAACUUAAGGCCAGGAGAAAAUGGUUGGACAUACGAUACCAAGUCCAACCAGAUGUUGUCCGCAAACCGCACUUUGCAGAAGCGUCUAGAUCGUUUUGUUUGCAAGUUGCAUGAGUUCAAGAUCAGUGGAAUUGAAAUGAUUGGGAUGGAUGCAAUACCGGGUCUAUCAUAUAUCAAGGAAAAGAAAGUGAAGAAGGAGAUCAAGAACUUGGAGCUUCCUGUUUUGCCCAGUGAUCAUUAUGGCUUGCUUUUGACAAUCUGUAGCGAGUAAAGUCUGUUCCGCGAAGUAAAUGAUCCAGUAAAUAAGCAACCGGAAGAAGUCAAUGGUCGAGUUUAUGCUUGGUAUUUUGCAGAGUUUCCAUGCGUGAUAUGCAUGCAGUUAUGUAUAAUUACCGGUGAAAUGAUGUAAAGCUGGUACAUUUUGUAAGGUAUACUUAAUUUCGAAUGAAACGGAUGCACUUUGGGAGUAUUUUGUCAUUUCAUCUUUACCAUGGAGAAGAAGUCUUUGUUCGACCAUCUCUUCCCACUUACUGUAAUUCAUAUUUAAGCUUUUUGUGAAAAGUUAGAGAUAGAAGAUAUCU